GGGAGUUUUUGCGUCGGCGCCGAGCGCGGCGGGCGGGAAUGGAUCGGCCGCGGCUGGCGCGGCUGUCGCAUGCGAGAUUUUCGAAGAACCAUGCAGGCAGAACAUAUUCCCUGAAAGAUAAAGCUGGCUGGAAGCACAAGCCUCUGGAUGUAUUUGAUUUUCCUGAUCAUUCUCAGCUCUCAAGCCUCAGCAGGCUGGGUGAAAAUGAGAAAGAUGAAGAUUCCUAUGAAAGUUUUGACCCUCCUCUACACAGCACGGCUAUAUAUGCUGAUGAGGAAGAAUUCUCCAAGCACUGCGGGUCACAUCUCCCCUCAACUCCUCAAGAAAAAGAAGCGAAGAGAAGUUCGGACACUUCUGAAAUUGAAGCAAGUGAAAAUGAGUCUGUACAGAUUAGUGCCAAAAAGCCAAGAAGAAAACUCAAGCCCAUCAGUGAUGAAUCUGAAAGCCCUGAAGAAAGUGAUGUGAGGAGAAAAGUUAAACCCACAGAGAACAUAAGCUCAUGGCAGGGAGCUGUUUCAGCUACAGCACUUCCAGAGCUUUCGGAGAAACCAGCUGAAGCGGUCACUCCUCAGAAGACAGGACCCCAGAGUGCCGAGUCCUCUGCUGAGAAAGUGAUGCUGGCCACAGGAUGUCAGCGGAAAACUCAGAAAAAUAAGAUGUUUCUUGGCAAAAGGAAGAAACCAAGAAGUUAUGCCACAGACUCAGAUACUUCUGACUGUGCGCCUAUUUGGUGUUUAAAAGAAAAGAAAGCCAGUGACAUCACGGAAUUAGAUGUGUUUUUGUCUGCAUUCGAGAACUUUCUUCUAGAGUAUGAACAAAAAAUAGACUCUCGCGUUUGUAAGGCAGCCAUCAACAAAUUUCAUUCUAAUUUGAAAGAAGAACUCAUCAAAAUGCUUCAGGAAGUCCAGAUGUUGAAGACUCUGAAAAGGAAGAAUGCUAAGAUGAUCUCCGAUAUUGAAAAGAAAAGGCAGCAUUUGAUUGAAGUCCAGGAUGAAUUGCUUCGGGUAGAACCAGAGCUGAAACAACUACAAAUAAAGUAUGAGGAACUUCAGGAGAGAAAAGCUUCCCUUAGGAAGGCAGCGUAUUUCCUGUCUAAUCUCAAACAGCUUCAUCAAGAUUACUCAAAAGUUCAAGAGGAAGAACCACAUGUAAAGGAAACAUAUGAUUCAUCCAGCCUUCCAGCUUUGCUGUUCAAAGCAAGACCCCUUUUAAGAGCCGAAAAUCAUCUGCAAAAUAUCAACUAUCAAUUAGAGAAUCUCCUUGACCAGAAAUGAGAGCAGUCUACUAAGGUGUGCACAUUUAGGAUUAGUCUCAUGAUACAGUUUUAGAUGGUAACAGGCGGUAUACAUUUUUGCACAAAGAAGAAUGGGAAGAAAACCUGAACUUUAUUACUGUUAAUUUGAAUUGAAUAUUUUUUAUUGUUGUAACAUUCUCAGAUACGUCUAAAAGCAGGAAACUGUCUUACUGUUCAGACUGUAUGUAUGACUUUGAGCUUGUCACCAGAAUAUUGCUUUGUCAUUAAAAUUAAAUGGCUAGGUAUAGUAAUUUUAGAGGCCAUAAUUAACUUUUGUAGUUAACACCAAGUACUAAGUUUUAAAAUGUUUUAUAGCGUUGACACCUCAUCAGCCCUUAAACAUACAGAUGCUUUACCCUAAAAAUAAAUAUCCAAAAUUAA
Messenger RNA from Capra hircus (goat), 1675 nucleotides. It is a transcript of the gene CENPU, whose product is annotated as centromere protein U. Bases 39 to 1274 code for a protein of 411 amino acids. Gene Ontology annotation, cellular component: nucleus. The transcript has 13 exons. The record is from RefSeq and is a predicted model, not a curated record. NCBI's taxonomy places the organism in Eukaryota, Metazoa, Chordata, Mammalia, Artiodactyla, Bovidae.